This is a messenger RNA of Siniperca chuatsi (mandarin fish), 2565 nucleotides long. RefSeq names its product N-acetylneuraminate pyruvate lyase (dihydrodipicolinate synthase) (gene npl). Gene Ontology annotation, molecular function: 4-hydroxy-tetrahydrodipicolinate synthase activity; N-acetylneuraminate lyase activity. Gene Ontology annotation, biological process: N-acetylneuraminate catabolic process. The transcript has 10 exons. Lineage: Eukaryota; Metazoa; Chordata; Actinopteri; Centrarchiformes; Sinipercidae. The record is from RefSeq and is a predicted model, not a curated record. Bases 692 to 1525 code for a protein of 277 amino acids.
UGCCUGACAAACAUAGUGAAUGCAUUACCUUCCUUUUUAAAAAAAGACAAAAUGAAAUAUACUAUUACUAAAGUAUACUAUUCCUGUUCGUAUAAAACAGUUAAGUAUGUUGUGUAAGAGCCACACAAUACAAACAAACCCAGGACCCACUCGUACAAACACUGCUCCAUAGCGCUACUAGUGGUCAAAAAAAGCCACAAGGUACAUUUAAAUUUAAUCUGUUAAUUCCAAAUUCAGUUUAGCUGUUAAUGAAAAAUAUUACUUCAUACUGUACCAGUUUUGCUUCAUAUAAUUUUCCUGGAAAAGGAAAAAACUUGACAUAUGACACCCUGACCUUUACACUUUUGAUUUUUACUCACAGUUAACGUGUUGCUCUUCAGUUAACGCAGUUUUAUCUGACCUUUUGUGGCGCAAUAGGAAUAUAUUGUUUUGUCUCAAGCUUUGGUUGAUAUCAGUCUGUUCCACAUUAACAACUGUCCUUGGAACAGAAACAUGGAGAAGUUAGAUAAGGUAAAGAUAUGAUGUCUGCCCUUUCCUCUACAUUGAUCAAGGCUAGUCAGCAUUUCCUGUCCUCCUUCCUGUUUCCUCAAACCAUAUGAAUCAUCAUAGUUUGUGCUAAGCUUCUCUCUUUGUUAAUACUCCAUUUGAAUAUCUGUUUCUGUGAGCUAUCUGUGUUUUUAGCAGAUUUUGAAUGACAUACUUUACUGUAAUGCAUCCUUGUGUUGAUUCAGUAGAGCUAGAUUCAGUGAAUGGCACCACCGGAGAGAGCAUGUCUCUCAGUGUUGCAGAGAGGAAGAUCCUGGCAGAGGAGUGGUGUCAGAAAGCCAAGGGCAAAAUGGAUCAGGUGCUUGUGCAUGUCGGCUGCAUGAGUCUUAAAGAUUCUCAAGAGCUGGCUCGCCACGCAGCACAGAUCGGGGCUGAUGGGAUAGCAGUCAUUGCCCCCUCCUUCUUCAAGCCCAGCACUGCAGAUGCGUUGAGGACAUUCCUCCAGGAAGUGGCUUCAGUUGCUCCAACUCUGCCCUUUUAUUACUAUCACAUUCCAGCUGUCACCGGUGUUCAUGUGCUGGUGAGAGAUGUGUUGGAAGAUAUUGAGAAGCUCAUUCCUUCCUUUAGAGGUGUGAAGUUCACUGGGAGUGACCUGAUGGACUUCGGUCAGUGUGUCAGCUACAGUCAGUCUCACUGGUCAGUCCUCUACGGCGUGGAUGAGCAACUGCUUGCAGCUCUGGCUAUGGGAGCCCAUGGAGCAGUUGGCAGCACAUAUAACUAUGUAGGAUGUCGUGUCAGCGAGCUAAUUUCAGCAUUUGAGAAAGGCGACCUUGUCCAAGCCAGGACAAUACAGUUCAAGAUGCAAGAGCUUCUCGGUUAUGCCAAGAAAAUUGGCUUUGAUCUGGGAGUGAACAAGCAGCUGAUGAUUGAGGUGUCAGGUUUGUGUCUGGGGCCCCCUCGACUGCCCGUGAUGCCAUGUCCUCAUGCUCACGCUCUGUCCAUUGUACAGAAAUAUCACAGCAUAUUUCCUGAAGACUGACAUGUUCACACUGGAUUGUUGAACCCUGAUGAUCUCUCAAUAAUCCGAUAUUUAGUGGUCACUUAAUUCCUGUUAUUAAUGCUUCACGUGCCCAGUGACUAUGAUGGGUCCAGUUACUGCAUCAUGUUAUACUACUAAACAUCAAUUCGGAAUCAGACAUUUACACUUUGCCUUGAACCUUACCGUUAAAUAGAACAGGAAUAAACCGCAUUUAAAUUUUUCCAACAAAAUGUUUACUUUGUAUUUACGUGGCCAAUAGUUCCAGGUGCACAGUCAGAAACAAUUUAAGGUUAGGUAUACCUGCAAAAUCAAUCCUAAAUAAUCUUUGAAGUAAACAGGAAUUUUACAUUUUUUCCUUUUGAAUGUGCUGGAACUUAAUAGUACAUUAUACUGUGGAGAUUAAAAAACAUCCAAGUAGCAUAGGGCAUCACAAGCAUAUGUUCUCUUGUUUGAAUGUAUGCUACUAGAAUAUUUUCUAUGGGCAUUAUCAGUUGACAUAUUUUUCAUGUGUCAGUCCUUCCCUUUGCUGGAGAAAAAUCUGAUAUAUUGACAAAUAUUUUAAUCACGUUUAUCAUUUCAUAAAAUAUGAAAAUAACUAACUUCCAUUGCCUAGGGGAAUGUGACACUUUUUUACUACAUUUAGAGAAUUGGGGACUGUCACAAAUCAGCAGUAUUAUCUUAUUAUCCUGUACUGUGUAAGACCAGGGCUGAAUCUCAUUUUAGGAACUUGAGCACUUCUAAGCCUUGUUUUGUAAGUCAUGUGGCAUGACAUUCAUAGAAACAAAAAAUGAUCACAGUGAAAAGCAUCAUAGCUUCAUUACUUAAUUCAUAUGAACGUGUCUGACACUCCAAAAAAAGAGAUUCAGCCCUUGUUUUGAGUUAGAAUGCAUACGUUGUUAUUAAAUGUAUACUUUCUAUAAUGGCAUAUAAAGGGAAAUAUAUAGUAUUGUGUAAUGAUGAAUCCAUGUUUUGUAAUAUUGUAACACAGUCACUAAUGUCGUACUAAUAAAUGUGCUGAUCCAUUUGUUGGGUCACACUGA